Dermatophagoides farinae (American house dust mite) is the source of this 3582-nucleotide messenger RNA. Its product is annotated as furin-1. Gene Ontology annotation, biological process: protein processing. Lineage: Eukaryota; Metazoa; Arthropoda; Arachnida; Sarcoptiformes; Pyroglyphidae. Gene Ontology annotation, cellular component: trans-Golgi network; Golgi membrane. The record is from RefSeq and is a predicted model, not a curated record. Gene Ontology annotation, molecular function: serine-type endopeptidase activity.
CAAUGAAACAAUUCUGCCAUCAUCAUUUAAUAUAAUAGCAAUGUUUAACAAAUUUAUUUCUUGUCAAAAUAAUAAUUCUCAUUAUUAUGAUUUGCAUAAUACUAAUAGACAAUAUGGCUUUUAUAGAAAAAAUUUUUCACCACCAUCAUCAUCAUCAUCAUCAUCAAAUACUAAAUAUUUGAUUUCAAUUUGGUCAACUAUUAUUCUAUCUUUAAUAUUCAUAACGACAAUCACGACAACAGUACAAGCGAUUCGUGAUCAACAUCAUCAUUAUACAAAUGAAUUUGCAUUAGCAUUGAAUAAUUGUUAUGAUCAUAUUGUCGAUAAUGAUGUUUACCAACAAAAAUAUCAUGAUAAUAUUGCCCAACAAUUAGCCGAUCGUUAUGGUUUUAUUAAUCAUGGAAAGGUUGGAACACUAAACUGUCAUUAUCUAUUUUCGCACAAUCAUGUUAGUAAACGUUCGGCUGAUUAUUCUCAUCAACAUCAUCGAUUGUUGGCCAACGAUGAACAGGUUCAUUGGGUUGAACAGCAACGAAUUUAUACACGCCAAAAAAGAGAUAAUCAAAAAUCAAAUUAUCGUUAUAGACGAACGAUGCCGGAUCCUAUUUUCAGAGAUAUGUGGUAUCUGAAUAAAGGAGCCCGUGGUGGAUUCGAUAUGAACGUUCAGAAUGCAUGGAAAAUAGGUUACACUGGUAAAGGUGUUGUCGUAACCAUUCUUGAUGAUGGUAUUCAACCUAAUCAUCCAGAACUUGUCAAAAAUUAUGAUCCUCAUGCCAGUUACGAUAUUAACGAUAAUGAUCCUGAUCCUACUCCUGCCGAUAAUGGUGAUAAUAAACAUGGAACACGAUGUGCUGGUGAAGUUGCAGCCGAAGCAUAUAAUGAUUUUUGUGGCGUUGGCAUUGCUUUUAAUGCUAGUAUUGGUGGUGUUCGAAUGUUGGACGGAAUUGUUACAGAUCAGGUUGAAGCCCGAGCCAUUGGCCAUAAUCCUCAAUAUAUAGAUAUUUAUUCGGCUUCAUGGGGACCAGAAGAUGAUGGCAAAACUGUUGAUGGACCAGGCAAAUUGGCCAAAAGAGCAUUCGUUGAUGGUAUACGUAAAGGCCGACGUGGCCGUGGAUCAAUUUAUGUUUGGGCUUCUGGUAAUGGUGGCCGCCGUUUAGAUAAUUGUAACUGUGAUGGUUAUACAAAUUCAAUAUAUACACUUUCGAUAAGUAGUGCUACUCAAAAUGGUAAUAAACCAUGGUAUUUGGAAGAGUGCUCAUCAACUUUAUCGACAACAUAUAGUAGCGGUACACCGAAUAAAGAUGGCAACAUAUUGACUUGUGAUCAGGAUACAUCAUAUUUUAAAGCAUUGAAAAAAGGGGAAAUACCAGAGAAAGAUAGUUUAUGUACUCGUACCCAUACUGGAACUUCUGCAUCAGCACCUAUCGCUGCUGCAAUCAUCGCGUUGGCCUUGGAAGCCAAUCCAAAUUUAACAUGGCGUGAUAUGCAACACUUGGUUGUCAUGUCUUCACGAUAUGAACCUUUACGGCAUGAAAAAGGCUGGACAACCAAUGGUGUUGGUAGAAAAUUUAGUCAUAAAUUCGGUUAUGGAUUACUCGAUGCCGAAUCUAUUGUUCGAUAUGCCGAAAAGUGGACAACAGUUCCAUCGGCUCGUAUUUGUGAAACAGCUACUCAGAUCAAAGAAUGGGAAAUACCGGCACAACAUCGAAAACAAUUGGAAGUUUCGUUGUUGACUAGCGGAUGUCGUGGAACAUCAAAUUAUAUUCGAUAUCUUGAACAUGUUCAAGCUAAGAUAACCUUGAAAUAUCAACCACGUGGUAAUCUAAAAAUUUCAUUGAUAUCACCUUCUGGAACCAUAUCGCAUUUGCUUUUCCCUCGGCCAAGAGAUAUGGAAGAUAUUUCAUUCAAUUCUUGGCCAUUUUUAUCCGUCCAUUUCUGGGGCGAACCUCCAGAUGGUACAUGGAGACUUGUGAUUCAAAACGAUGGCUCGAAAUCUAGUAUUGUACCAGGAAAAUUAUAUUCCUGGUCAUUGGUUUUCUAUGGAACGUUCGAGAAAACUUAUGCUCAACGUUUCUACAAUGAAACUAUACGUUAUUAUCCUCGAAGUACAUCGCCGGCAACGGCAAAAUUGAAUGACUGUGUUCCUCAAGGAUUAUAUAAGAUGUAUGAAUCGGAUGAAUGUGUGAAAAAAUGUCCGCCCAAACAAUGGACCAAUAAUGAUAUUGGCCAAUGUAUUCCUUGCAAUAAUGCCUGUGAUAGCUGUUUUGGGCCUUCAUCAGAUAAUUGUCUUUCAUGUACGAAUGGAUAUUUUUUUGAUUAUCAUUGUUUAGAUCGUUGCCCGGAUGGUUAUUAUGAAGAUAUUGAGCUUAAAGAGUGUUUACCUUGUUCUACAAAUUGUUUAACCUGUUCACAAUCACCUGAUAUUUGUAUAACUUGUAAAUCAUCUGAUUACAAAUUGAAUGAGAAAAAUCGUUGCUUGUUAGAUGAAGAAUACUCCAUUUCAUCCAAUCAAUUGUUAUGCCAUGAUAGUUGCGAAAAAUGUAAUGGAUCAUCAUCAAACGAUUGUUUGACGUGCAAAGAUGGUCUUAAAUUUUUCAAAGGUAGUUGCAUCGAUUUCGACUGCCCAGAAGGAUAUUACAACAAACAAAAAGAACGAUCAAUAUCGUGUGAAUCCUGUCAUUAUUCAUGCGAAACUUGUAAUGGACCUUCACAUUUUGAAUGUAAAUCUUGUUUCAAAAAUUCGACCCUAGUAAAUGGAACCUGUUAUCUUUGUCUGGAAGGUCAUUUUAUGAAUCAAAUGAAAAAAUGUGAAUUAUGUCAUUCAUCUUGUUCAACAUGUUCGGGACCACUUGCCAGCGAUUGUAUCACCUGUAAAUCGGGACUUUUCAUGGAUAAUAUGCGUUGUGUGCCUUGCUGUCAAAAUAUGCUAAACGAAUUUACCGAAUGUUGUCGUUGUGUUAAUCCGGAUGGUCCUUGUGCUUCAAUAGAUGUACCACGCAGUAUUCAAACAAUCAACGAUAAACCGGAUCGAAAUAUCAUUUCAAUUCAUCAAUUGUUUGGCUUUGUUUUCAGUCAUUUCUCCAUAUACAUCUUGUUGAUCAUAUUGUUCAGCAUAAUUGUUUUAAUGAUAUUACAACGACAAGUUAAAUCAUUCGGAUUGAUGAAUCGUAAACGUUCAGAAUCAUUUUAUCAUGUUAACUAUCAAAAAUUAAACUUUAACAAAUCAAGUCGUCGGCGAAACAUUGAACGAUCAUUGGAUGAAGAUUAUGGCGAUGUCGAUGAUGAUGAUGAAGAACAUACUCUGUUCCAAAAAGUCUGAAUUUCUAGGAAAGAAUUUUCUAGUCUUAAUUUUUUUUAUUUUGUUUAUUUUUUUGUAUAAAAGAAAAAAAACGCAAAAAAUGCUGAUACAAUAAGUUAAAAAAAUUGAUUUGUAUAGAAAAAAAAUUACUAUUUUUGCAAUUGAAUCCAAUUUGAAUAAAUUCUAUGAAUAUUUUUUCAUUUUGAUUCUUUGUUACAAAUUCUGUAUGUCUCUGUGUUUGGGUGGAUGUGAUGUGAAAUUAAAUUUCAAAGGUCAUCAUGGAA